AUGUCAACCAGUGGACGAGAUUUAUCGAUGCUCGCCUAUCUACUCAGAAACACCUUAGAGGUAACAUUCACACAGAGAUCAGUAGAGUUUAGUAUAUAUGAGGAUCAAUCUCAACCCUCAGUGUCCUCUGAGACACAUCCUCAGUCUUCACUUUUAAGCCUUCCAUCUCUUCCCAUUGCAGGAACGCCUCUCCUCCCUCACAAACGCCAACGCUAUGAAGUAGAGAUCAGAAAAUCCCUUGAUUCAGAGCAGGAAAGCUCAUGUGAACAAGGAAUGUUCCCUUAUAAGGUCCUCAAGCUCAAUAACAGGGCGCACAAAAUCGAACAUUAUCUCAGAAAAUGUUGUGAGCUAUCAGACACAGACGAAGAAGAAAGAGCAGAAGAAGAAAUUCUCCUCAAAAAAGCAUAUGAACAAGAUUUUUCACUAGAUCAGGAAAGAUAUUCAGGCUUAAGAAGAAGCGAUAUUAUGGCCAUUCAAAAAUAUACUUUUAUGAUAAAAUAUUAUAAUGACAAUAUUUAGCAAAAAGCUUUUAUUUUUAUUAAUAAGAGACUAAUUGUCUUAAAAAUUAUGGCAAAUUAUAUUAAAUUGGUAUAUCGAAUUGAUCCAAAUAAAUUACCUAAAUUAAGCUUCACCUUUGAUAUAUAUAAAAUGGGAGAUGUCCGACCCGUGCUCUCGGAGACGGUUACCCAUGUAUAUCGGAGCAUGGUUUUUGGAAUCACAAGUUUUCCCAGAAAUAUAUGGUGUACUAAAGUGAGGAGCUUAAGCACUAAUCCGUUGUUUGUUGCUUGAUCAAUUGGCAGAUACUUGAGACUUCUUUUCAAGCAGCAGCACCCAAGCUAGUGAGCGCCCUAAAUGGAGCAGAACUAAUUACCUGCUCAAGCUGCUGCUCUGCUUUGCUCCGAAUCGCAUAAGUGUUAAGAGUUUUCGGGGUAAUUCUAAAAAGGGAAGCAAAUCAGACGAGUUUAAAGCGGUCCUCCAGAAAAGGGUCUCUUUAAUGGAGCGAUCUGGCCAGGAGCUUGAAGCAGGAGAUUGCGUAAUAAGGACGAAAGGAUUUAGUUGGAAAUGAUUGAUCUCAACAAUGGCCUGGAGACCCAAAGCACUCACAACCAAAAAUCAAGGAUUUCCACUUAGGCUCAGAUGAGUCAGAUAUGAAGCUUCUACAAAUUUUGUGCAGAAUGCUGCUUGUGGAAGCUGAGAUCUUAAACAUUUAGUAUCCUGCAAUUAAAGCUUCAGCUUUGAAAAUUUCCGACCAGAACAACUUAGCGCGCUGCUUGCCAGAGUCAAACCUACCUCUACUUUAAAGAUCCACAAUCCAUCAAUACGCAAAAUUACGGCUUCAAAAGAGCUCCCGCGUGCGCCCACAAAAACUCAAAAGCCUCGCUCCACAAAUAAAAGUGUAUCAGAAAAAGUGGAAAGCAUUUUAAUCAAAAAAGCAUUAAGUUUCCUCAUAAAGCGAGACCUUCCUAAAGCUUUUAAAGGCAUGCAAAAACAAAGAGGAGACCUCAGGAAUAACUGCAAAAGGAUCAGCCAGCUUUGCUCAAAAGAAGUAGCCAAAAAAGCUAACAAAAUGCAAAGAGAGGCAAAAGAGUCCACAGUGAGGGCGAAAAGAUUGCAGAGAGAAAUGGUCAGCUAUUGGAAAAGAAAAGAAAGAGAAACGGCUGAUAUGAGGAGAAAAAGGGAAAGGGAAGAAAACGAAAUUAGGAAGAAAAGAGAAGAAGAGGAAGAAUCAUUAAAACAGAGGAAGAAGCUAGAGUAUAUCAUGAGACAGUCUGAUAUUUAUGCAAUUUUUAUGGCACAGAAGCUGGGGAUCAUGCCUACUGUGACUUCCCAUGUAUCAAGCAUUGGAGUCGAUGAAGACCAGGCAAGAGAAAGUGUGAAAACUAUGAUAAAAGAGCACAGAGACCAUUUAAAGAAGUUUGGAGAUGACUCAGAUGCGAAUAAUGAAGACUUGAAAGAUGUCGGACUUAUGGGACUUGAUAGAGUUGAUGAAACAAAAAUAUUUUCGAGGAUUGAAGAAACCCCACCAAUUUUUACAGGGUACUUAAAAGAUUAUCAGAUGAAAGGGUUAAGGUGGCUUGAUAAUCUUUAUGAUCAAGGAAUCAAUGGGAUUUUAGCUGAUGAAAUGGGUCUUGGAAAAACGAUUCAAACUAUUGCUUUACUUGCACAUUUAGCAUACACCAAAAAUAUUUGGGGACCUUUUUUAAUUGUUUGCCCAGCUUCGACUUUACACAACUGGCUUGCAGAGUUAAAUAAAUUUUGCCCAACUUUAAAAACGCUCCCAUACUGGGGACAAAUGAAAGAAAGAAAAUCUCUAAGUCCUCCCUCCGUAAGCGAAAAAAUUUUUUUGUUAGCUCAAGGAGGGGGGUUAAUUUUUUUUUUAAAAAAUUUUAUAGAAAUUUUAAGAAAUUUUUUUUUCGAAAUUAAAAAAAUCCGAAUUCGCAAAAAUUGGAAAGCAAAUAUUAAUUUAAUUUGUAAAAUUUAUGUUUUAAAACGCAAUUUGUUUAAAAUUAAACAGAAUUUGCUAGAGAUUUCAUUAUACUAAUUAUCACUUAUAUAUCGAUUUUUUUCAUAAAAAUUUUUGUUCGUUCACGGAGGGUGGGUUUUUGGGCAAAAAAUAGGGAUUUUUUCUAUUGGUUUUGUUCGCUCACGGAGGGGGGAGUAAGAAGAUACAUGCAAAAUAAAAAACUAGGUAAUGAUGAUUCCGCAUUCCAUGUCUGUGUUACUUCUUAUCAGCUAGUUUUAGCAGAUGAGAAAAGUUUUCAAAAAGUUAUGUGGAAGUAUAUGAUUUUAGAUGAAGCCCAUGCCAUUAAAAAUACUUCGACUCAAAGAUGAAAUGUUUUAUUAGGAUUUAACGCAAGGAACAAACUUUUAUUGACUGGGACUCCUAUCCAAAAUUCAAUGGCUGAGCUAUGGGCUUUGCUGCAUUUUAUCAUGCCAAAGCUUUUUGAUUCUCAUGAGCAUUUUGAAGAGUGGUUUUCUAAAGACAUAGAAGCUCAUUCAGUGGAUGCUGGCUCACUAAAUCAGCACCAGCUCCAAAGGUUGCAUGCGAUUCUGAAACCUUUUAUGCUUAGAAGAGUAAAAAAAGAUGUCGAAAGUGAGAUCGGCAAGAAAACUGAGCAUGAGUAUUUCUGUGACCUCACAAACAGACAAAAGAUGCUUUAUAGUAUGAUUAAAAGGAAGUUAAACAUAAGUGAGCUAUUUUCUAUGACAGACAGUAAAGCAAAAGUGGAGAAUCUAAUGAACUUAAUGAUGCAGUUCCGAAAAGUCUGCAACCAUCCUGAUCUAUUUGAAAGACGCCCUGAGCACACACCAAUUUCAUUCCAUGACCCUCUUCUCCAAAACUGCCAGCCAAAACCAGGCUUUAAUCAACUUACCGAAGUUCGUAUUGGCAAUAAAAAUCCUAUAUGCUUCCAUAUUCCCAGGAUAAUUUACAAUGAGCUGUUUCUUGACAUCAAAAAGUUGCCUUCUAUAUAUGACACAGACUAUUUUUGGUUUUUCAGACUUCUAGGGCUAACUUAUAAUGAAGGAAUUAACAUCAUUGAGUCUCCACAGCUGAUAAGAGGAAUCAUAGCAUUGCAUUAUAUCAAAAGGUAUUCACGUCUAUUAAAAUAUGAAGGUGCUAAGCUGCCUUUACUGCUAUACAGACACUCUAAAGCCCCAAUCAGGAUUUCAGAUGAAAUAAUCCCUCACAUAUUGAAAGACUUAGUGACUCCAGUUGCUAUAGCAUCUCCAAUAGAAUUUUCAUGCUCCACAAUUCACUUUGCAUUGAAUUGGCAAUUUGUAAAGCAGUCUCCAUCUCUCAAAAGGAUUUUAUUAGGAAACUCCUUUAAGCCCAGCUAUUUCCAUGAGUGUCAAGGCCAGCAUAUUGAUUUAUUAUUCCCUCAAGGUUUCAAUAUCCCAACCCCUUGUUAUGUAGAUUUACCAAGCAUAGAAAAGCUUUUGCACGACAGUGCCAAGCUAAAAAUCCUUGAUAGGCUCCUUAAAAAGCUAUAUGACGAAAACCACAGAGUCUUAAUUUUCUGCCAAAUGACCAAAAUGCUUGACAUUUUAGAAGACUUUUUGUAUUUCAGAAAGUACUCAUUUUUGCGCAUGGAUGGGUCUACAAAUAUAUCAGAGCGUAGAGACUUGAUAGAUGAAUUUCAAAACCAUACUGAUGUUUUUGUAUUUAUCCUUUCUACAAGAGCUGGAGGCCUAGGUGUAAAUUUAACUGCAGCUGAUACCGUCAUUUUUUAUGAUAUUGAUUGGAAUCCUACAAUGGAUGCUCAGGCUACAGAUAGAGUGCAUAGAAUCGGCCAAACAAAGCCAGUUGAUGUGUAUAGGCUCAUCACUUCUCAUACUGUUGAAGAAAAUAUCCUUAAAAGAGCCAAACAAAAGCAAACGGUACAAUCUACAGUCUACGCAGGAGGUGCAUUUAAAGCUGACAUUUUUAGGCCAUCAGAGCUAACUGAGCUUCUGCUUGAUGAUAAUGAUAUUGAGCACGCAAACCAUGCUAAAAUGUUUAUGGGAAUGAAUAAGAGGCCGAAAAAACAAAAAGAAAAGAAAGAAGAAAAAACGGGUAAAGAAACUGAAGGAUUCAAUAUCACUGAGUUUGUUGAGAGCGAAAUUAGUUAA
Molecule: messenger RNA, 4611 nt
Organism: Blepharisma stoltei
Lineage: Eukaryota; Ciliophora; Heterotrichea; Heterotrichida; Blepharismidae
Source: the annotation of a GenBank genome assembly